AUGGUGUCUGCAGUAGAACCAAUGUCUGAACAGGUGGAGGAGAGCCGUAGUUAUAUUGAUCAUCUCUACUCACCCCAGCCUGAGAAGUGCCUAGAGGCUUUGAUCUGUCUCAAGAAUGUUAUAAUUGGGAGUAAUAACGAGAAACGAAGUGUGGUCAGGCAAGGGAUAGUCCCUCAUCUCUUGAGAAUCCUGUUGGAUCAGGCCACUCCAUGUGAUUUGCAGGCUGAAGUCAUCAUUGUCCUUGGUUCUCUUGCCAAGGGCACUGAGGAAUGCAUUAAAGAACUGAUUACUCUCAACAUUGUUCCAAUACUUGUUACAAAGCUGAAUAGUCCUAUGCCAAGAGUAGUUGAGUCUUCCUUAUGUUGCCUGAGAACCAUCCUCCAAUGGCCACAGGCUCCAGUGGAGCAUAUUUUCACUGAGCCUGGAUUGGUGGUUCAUCUCAUUAAUCUCAUACCUCGUUCAAUGCUGGUACAAGAGUGUGUAGCCCUUAUCCUUUCGGCAUCUUGUAAGACUCGAGAGCAGCAAAUGAUCCUUUGCAGCCAUGGUUUGAUCUCAUCCUUGGCUGCCAUGCUCUGCUCUCCAGCUUCAAAAGUCCAAAAGGCAGCUGCUGAUUGUUUAGCUGCUGUUUGUCUCCAGAACCGGGAAGUCUCGGUACUUGUGGUUGAUAGUACCUAUGGUGGGAAAGGUGUUCCUGAUCUUCUUGCUGAAUUAAUCAGUCGAGACAAGCCUGCUGCAAUGCAGCUGGCAGGUGCCAAGUGCCUGACUCAUCUCCAUUGGGCAGGAGCUCUGCGAGGAGAUGAUCACCGGAUCAAAUAUAAGACUCUGCCAACACUCAUUCGUAUGUGCCGCUCUGAUAGAACACCUGAGGAAAGAGUCAUUGCAGCUGAAACUCUGGCUAUCCUCAUUGAAGUUGAUAUUGACCUCCAGCGGAUAUCUGCAAUUUCAGAUCACAUAAUCCAAAAUCUAGCUGAGUACUUCAAGUUUCAGUUGAGCACACCUCAUAUUCCCCCACAGCUGACUCAGUAUCAUGCUUCACAGAUGUCCAAGGCAUUGGACCAGGAGAUGAAGAUCUCAGAGGAUCUGACUCAGGCUGCUUUCAAGGCCUAUGCUUCUCUGGCAGCAAAUGAUGAGGACAUACGAAAGCGCAUCAUUGAGGCAGACAAUCUUAUGGAGCACAUUGUCCAGGCGUUGAAAGAAGGAAGCCCAAAAGUCAAGUUGGCAGCUGUACGGUGCUUGCAUUCGAUUUCACGGUCAGUCCAACAGCUCCGAACCACCUUUCAGGAUCAUGCAGUUUGGAAACCACUAAUGAACUUGAUCCACAAUGCUUCAGAUGAUUUGCUAGCUGUAGCAUCAUCUACACUCUGCAAUCUACUCCUUGCCUUUUCGCCUUCAAAGGAGCCAAUACUUGAAUCAGGGGCCGUAGACCUUCUUUAUAAUCUGACAAAGAGAAAUGAGCCUGCCCUGCGACUGAAUGGGAUCUGGGGCCUAAUGAACAUGGCCUUCCAGGCAGAGCAAAGAAUUAAGUCUCAAAUUCUGAGCACCCUUGGAGCCGAUCACAUCUUUCGACUACUGUCUGAUACAGAUGUUGCAGUUCUCAUGAAAACUUUGGGAUUGCUGAGGAACUUGCUGGCCACAAAGCCGCAUAUUGACUACAUCAUGGCCUUACAUGGUCGUCAGAUCAUGCAGGCAGUUGUUCUUAUUCUGGAAGGUGAUCAUCCAGCAGAAGUCAAGGAACAAGCUCUCUGUAUUUUGGCCAACAUAGCUGAUGGUUCUUCAGCCAAGGAUUUUAUCAUGUCCAAUGAAGAUGUCCUCAAGAAGCUGAUGAACUACAUGAUGCAUUCCAAUGUGAAGCUGGCCACAGCUGCCACGUUUUGUGUCUCCAACUUGAUAUGGAAUGAAGAUGAUGGUGCAUUGGAACGUCAGCAGCGCCUGAGAGACAUGGGCAUCUACAAACUGCUCCAGCAACUUCGCUCAACCUCAGACACAAUCCUGUUUGACAAAGUGAAAACUGCCUUGCAGCAAUUCUUGUAA
Messenger RNA from Darwinula stevensoni, 2031 nucleotides. Lineage: Eukaryota; Metazoa; Arthropoda; Ostracoda; Podocopida; Darwinulidae. The record is from the annotation of a GenBank genome assembly.